CUCUAUGGCAGUACAAAAAAAAGUUUAUUGAAUGUUAGCAAAAUUUCCAAAAAAUUGUUUUUGAAUAGAUUAUUUACAGAAAAUAAUGGCAAGUAUAGAAUUGGAUAUAUGGAAAGGAGAGUGGGGUCUGGCUUCGAUUGAUUCAGAAUGUCUUAAAGUUUUAACCUAUAUGAAAUUUAUCGGAGUGCCAGUAAAAGUGCGGGAAUCAAACAAUCCAUUUUUCACACCCAAAGGCAGGCUACCAGUCAUGCGCGAUGGGCGCACCGUCCUUACUAAUUUUGAAGAAGUUGUUGAUCACUUAAAAACCUUGCAUUACAGCACAGAUGUCCAUUUAAACACCAAGCAGGCAGCCGAAGCCAGUGCCUUUACCCAGUACCUGAGCGAGAAACUUUACCCCGCAUACCAGUUUGCGUGGUGGGUGGAUGAGACAAACUAUGCAGAUUUGACUCGGCCAACAUAUGCUAAGGCUCUGAGAAUUCCCUUCAAUUUCUACUAUCCCUCCAGAUAUCAAACAGCAGCUAAAGAGAUGGUUGAUGCACUCUAUGGAGAACAUACAGACCUUAAAGAAAUAGAAAAAACAAUAUACAGUGAAGCAGAAAAGUGCCUUAAAACCCUGUCAGACAGGCUCGGAGAGAGUGAAUACUUCUUCGGUAAUCGGCCCUCCUCAUUUGAUGCCACUGUGUUUGCAUACCUCGCUCCUCUAGUCAAAGCUCCCUUCCCAAAUGCAACGCUGGCUAAUCAUGUUAAAGGCAUUGCUAACCUCACGAGGUUUGUUGCGAGGAUUAAUCAGAAGAACUUCAGACAGGUUACUGAUGAAUACAACAGACUGAACGCAAAGCAGCAGUCAACGGGCACGCAGUCUGACCGCGAGGCAGCCAACUUUCCGCAUCAGACCCGUAACAAGCUAAUGGCGGCGCUGUUCGCCGCCAUCGCUAUGACGGGCUACGCCGUGGCCAACGGCAUGUUCCAGGAUCUGAAAGAUUUCGAACACUCCCAAGACUACAGCGAGAUGUUUGAGAAUGACGAAGACGACAACUGACGCGCGUGGGAGCGCUAGCGGCGCCGGCGACGCCCUAGCAUCCGCUCUUACCGGCUCCUGCUGCAUUAGUCAACUCGUAUAUUAGUAUAUACUUUACCACGCCAACUCUGUCAGUACACAAAGGCGCGAUUUAAAUUAGUAUAAGUGAUCAAAUUUACCGCCAUUUUCAAAGCUGGUUUGGUAGAGUACCUAUAAGUUGAAAACAUAACAAGUGCCCUUCAUCUAUGUCGGUCUUGACACUAGAUAUGUGUCCACAAGGGUGUGUAGUGACACAUAGCAGUCUCACUCACACAUGGGAGCGGUGAUAAUGAUGUCAAGGUAAUCAGUGCGUGCGAGGUAACUGUGCGCAAAAAAAGGGUAAAAUGCCUAACUGAUCUGAAAAGAAGAAGGAAAAAACUUGUUUUUCAUAAGAUGCAAAAAUUGGAAACCACUGGCAGCUCAAGCACACAGAACACACGUAGAGUUAGACCAAGCUAAGUUGGCAGCGAUGUUGACAGCCCAGACUGUGCCAGUGUUAUUUUAAACGUCGAGCUUCUAUGAAAUUAAGACAUGUAAAUAACACUUGCACAUUCUGGGCUAUCAAAAUGGCUGCCAACUUAGCUUGGUCUAACUCUACUUUUGUAUGCUAUUGGGGAUAUUAUUAUAGUAAGUAUUUCUUUAGUUACGAGCUUUCUUAUUAUUUCAACAUAGAUAAAAGGCACUUCUUAAGUUUUUGUGCUAUUAGAGCUUUCGUCAACGAUUUUGCAAAGCAAUAAUUGAUAUAAUGGGGUAUAUGAUGAUUGAUGUGUGAUGAUUAUUAAAAUGGAUCUUUAUGUUACAAGUCAAAUGAGCAGCCGAAGUCAAGUCAAUUUUAGUUCCUAUAAUCAUUUGUUUUAUUCGACAUUAUCGGGUAUUCAUUCAAAAUUUAAUAUACCAGUCAGUAUGUUUUUGUCAAACAGUCUAUAUGUUUGGUUUUAAAGGAGAUUACUUAUCUGUCGUUACACUCCAUAUUUUUACUAUUUUGUUGUUUAAC
Molecule: messenger RNA, 2051 nt
Organism: Cydia splendana
Lineage: Eukaryota; Metazoa; Arthropoda; Insecta; Lepidoptera; Tortricidae
Product: metaxin-1
Exons: 6
Coding region: 86-1039 (317 amino acids)
Biological process (GO): mitochondrion organization
Cellular component (GO): SAM complex; cytoplasm
Source: RefSeq, a predicted model, not a curated record